GGGCGGGUGGGAGGUUCUGGAGGAGUACAAGUGAAGUUCGCUGUUCGCUCGCGGGGCGCUCUGGGUGAGGCCUGGUGCACGGGUGUGCCGCGGGUGCUUUGCUGGGGCUUGAUUUGACGUGGGGUAUUUCGAAGAGGACGGAUGGGGAGAUGAGUAUUCGGAAGAGGACGGGUUGGGAAAUGGGUCUUUGGUUGGGAUGUGGGUUUGGUUUGGGAUGUGGGUCUGGUUUGGGAUGUGGGUCUGGUUUGGGAUGUGGGUGCUGGUUCGCAGCCACUCCGCUGUGCGAAUGAGAAAGCAUCAGCUAGUCUUUGUAUGGUGUGGAUGGAGGGAGGUGAUCAGGGUUUGUGAUUGUGUGGCAUGGUAUUGGUGCUGUUGGUGUGGUAAGGUAUUGUAUUGGUGUUGUAUUGGUGUUGAUUUGGGCUUGGUAUGGUUAUGGUGUUCGAUUAGUAUUGGUGUGCGAUUAAUAUUGGUCGUUCAUUGGUAUUGGUAUUCUUAUUGUUUAUGGUACUGAUUUUGUAUGGCAUUGGUGUUGGUUUUUAUUGGUGUUGGUGUUGGUGUUGUAUUGGUGUUGUAUUGGUGUUGGUGUUGUAUUGGUGUUGGUGUUGGUGUUGGUGUUGGUAUUUAUAUUGGUAUUUAUAUUGGUAUUGGUAUUGGU
Molecule: messenger RNA, 655 nt
Organism: Metschnikowia bicuspidata var. bicuspidata NRRL YB-4993
Lineage: Eukaryota; Fungi; Ascomycota; Pichiomycetes; Serinales; Metschnikowiaceae
Exons: 1
Coding region: 197-511 (104 amino acids)
Source: RefSeq, a predicted model, not a curated record